Molecule: messenger RNA, 495 nt
Organism: Oppia nitens
Lineage: Eukaryota; Metazoa; Arthropoda; Arachnida; Sarcoptiformes; Oppiidae
Gene: ND-B8
Product: NADH dehydrogenase [ubiquinone] 1 alpha subcomplex subunit 2-like
Exons: 3
Coding region: 52-345 (97 amino acids)
Source: RefSeq, a predicted model, not a curated record
UGUAUGAAUUAUUGAAUUAUUUUGUCAUUUUUGUCGAUAGUAUUGAUAGUAAUGUCUUUGAAAGCCAUCACCAGAUUUGGUCCACAUCUUAAAGAAGUUAGACUUCACUUAUGUCUGACCACCGAAUCCAGUGCUGGUGUCAGAGAGUUUAUAUCUAAACACUACCAUCGCGUCAAACAAACGAAUCCCAAUCUUCCUAUUCUUAUACGUGAAGCCAAAGACAUUGAACCGAUGCUUUGGAUCCGUUUUGAAUAUGGUCGCGAAAGAAAUGUUUCCGUUACGGGACUCAGUGGUGACCAACUGUUGCAAACAAUACAAGACUUAGCUAUUGAUAGACAAAGUUAAUUGAAUUCAUUUAUUGUUAUUAUAAAUAUUAUUUAGUUUUAGUCUAAUAUUGAUUGCAAUUAAUACCAAUUAUAUGGCUAUCACUUACAAUAAUAGACUUUCAAUAAACUAUACAAUUAUUUAGUGUUAUUUACAAAAUAUUUUCAAAUA